CUUGCAGAAGUGUUUCCAUACGAGAAAACGGAUCACAAAUCAAGUUUGCGUGCAAGUCAUGUGUCCACAUUCUGCAUAUUUCAGUGCCAUCUGUUGUUGCAUCACUUCUGUCUGGUUCAUCAUAUCUACUUAAACUUCACCCCUUUUCUCCUGUUACGUUUCUUGAUAAGUUGGUCAAGAUCUAAAUUUGCUUAGUUGUGAUGUUAAGCAUGCAUCCGAGUUCUUCUGGUUCUUACAGAGGAAUUUGGAGAGUCCGGUCUCAUUAGGAAUCAACUCAAGAUUAAUGAAAAACAUGGAAGUACCCAUGAUUUUUAUGGUUUCUUGUACACUGCUUCUUCUGUGUUCUUCAUCAGCAUAUGCUCAAACUGCUAAAUCUCCCUCAAUAAGCCCAACUCCAUCACCAGCACCAGCACCAGCACCAGAAUAUGUAAACCUCACGGAUUUGCUCACUGUUGCUGGUCCAUUCCACACCUUCCUCAGCUACCUUGAGUCCACCAAAGUCAUAGACACCUUCCAAAACCAAGCCAACAACACUGAGGAAGGCAUCACAAUCUUUGUACCAAAAGAUGGUGCCUUUUCAUCUCUUAAGAAGCCUUCUCUUUCCAAUCUCACUAAAGUCCAGCUCAAGUCACUCAUUCUCUUCCAUGGCUUGCCACAUUACUACAGCCUAGCUGAAUUCAAGAACCUAAGCGAAUCAGGCCCUGUACCUACCUUUGCCGGUGGGCAGUACACUUUGAAUUUCUCCGAUGUAUCUGGGACAGUGAACAUUGGUUCCGGAUGGACAAACACCAAGGUGAGCAGCAGUGUGCAUUCCACUGAUCCUGUUGCCGUCUACCAAGUCGAUAAGGUCCUUCUUCCUGAGGCAAUCUUUGGCACCGAUAUACCUCCAACCCCGGCUCCGGCACCAUCUUCAGAUAUUUCCCCUGCUGCAGAUACUCCAUCUGAAGGAACAAAUGGAGAGGGGUCAUCUCCAACAUCUGCACCCGGGAAAUCUAAUUCGUACAGGAUGAUCAACUGGGGAAUUUGGAGUCACUUGGUUUUGGCACUUUCAGGUGUGCUGGUCUUCUUCUUGUGAGGGAGGAUUUGUUGAAUCUUUUUCAUUUAUAUGCACCGUAUAUUUCCGGAUUUGUUUCAUUUUUCCCAAUUGAAAACCAUUUUUUGAACAUAUAUGUUAUCGAAUUCAUGUACGAGGAUGCGAGUUCCAUGCUUCAAAUUGCCUCAUGUUUGUUCAAAUAUUACAGUAGUUGUACACAAUUCUCUCAGAAUUGAGUUUUGAGUUAUAAUACGUUUGGCAUAA
This is a messenger RNA of Juglans microcarpa x Juglans regia, 1297 nucleotides long. RefSeq names its product fasciclin-like arabinogalactan protein 7. The transcript has 2 exons. The record is from RefSeq and is a predicted model, not a curated record. NCBI's taxonomy places the organism in Eukaryota, Viridiplantae, Streptophyta, Magnoliopsida, Fagales, Juglandaceae. Bases 284 to 1075 code for a protein of 263 amino acids.